AUGUGCCAAUUCAAAAGGGAGAUGAUCGCCGAGUCGUGCUCCGCGUGCAGCUCAGCCUCGGCUUCGACAUCCUCGGAGCACAACCAGACGGUGUGGACGUCGCCGCCGAAGCGGCCGGCGGGGCGGACCAAGUUCCGGGAGACGCGGCACCCCGUGUUCCGCGGCGUCCGGCGCCGUCGCAACGCCGGGCGCUGGGUGUGGGACUGGUCCGACGCAUUCGCCGCACGCGGUUUCGCAUUCCCGGUUGUUUGCCUUGCCUGGGACCGGGGACGAUGCUGGAUUUUGGUGGGUGGUCUCGGUUUCGCGCAUCGGUCGCCUGCUCAUGUCGCCUUCAGGCCUCCACCCAGCACCUAUAAAUAUGCGCCUUCAAAUCCGCCAUUCCCACAGCAAAAACCACUCCAACACAAUUCAAGCAGCACCAAAGGCAACCACAACAUCCUGCGCUCAAAGAAACUUGAACUUGAAGUGAUCAUGUGCCAAUUCAAAAGGGAGAUGAUCGCCGAGUCGUGCUCCGCGUGCAGCUCAGCCUCGGCCUCGACAUCAUCGGAGCACCACCAGACGGUGUGGACGUCGCCGCCGAAGCGGCCGGCGGGGCGGACCAAGUUCCGGGAUACGCGGCACCCCGUGUUCGGCGGCGUCCGGCGCCGUCGCAACGCCGGGCGCUGGGUGUGCGAGGUGCGCGUGCCCGGCCGGCGCGGCUGCAGGCUCUGGCUCGGCACCUUCGACACCGCGGAGGGUGCCGCGCGCGCGUACGACGCCGCCAUGCUCACCAUCGCCGGCGCGGGCGGGUGCCUCAACUUCGCCAACUCGGCGUGGCUGCUAGCCGUGCCGGCCUCCUACGCCAGCCUCGCCGAGAUGCGCCACGCGGUCGCCGAGGCCGUGGAGGACUUCCUGCGCCGCGAGGCCGCCCCAGAGGACGACGCGCUCUCGGCGUCGACCUCGACGCCAUCGUCCCCUGCCAGCGACGACGGCAGCGCCACGGACGGCGAGGAGUCCUCAGACUCCUCUCCGGCUGCCGGGGUCUCGGCGUUCCAACUGGACGUGUUCAACGACAUGAGCUGGGACUUGUACUACGCGAGCUUGGCGCAGGGAAUGCUCAUGGAGCCGCCGCCCGCGGUCAUGGAGUUCGGCGACGCCAACAUCGUCGAUGUGCCACUCUGGAGCUACUAG
Miscanthus lutarioriparius is the source of this 1170-nucleotide messenger RNA. NCBI's taxonomy places the organism in Eukaryota, Viridiplantae, Streptophyta, Magnoliopsida, Poales, Poaceae. The record is from the annotation of a GenBank genome assembly.